AUGAGGAGAGGAAUUCUUUUGCAAAUUGCAGGGUUGUUGGCCGAGGCCGCUGCGCAAGCCGGGCCAGUGCCUGCACAGGGUCUGCACGCUUUGGCUGUCAAGGCCGGGUUGCAAUUCUUCGGGACGGCGACAGACACGAACAACUUUAAUGAUACAGCAUACAUGGAUGUUGUCAACAACAAGAACGAGUUUGGCAUCCUGACACCGGAGAACAGCCAGAAGUGGGAGCCCACAGAGCCCCGGCAGGGUGCCUUCGUCUUUACCAACCCAGAUCAGGUCCGGAGUCUGGCAGUCAAGAACACCCAGCAGUUCCGCUGCCAUACGUUGACAUGGUUCGAACAGUUGCCCCAAUUCGUCCAAACGACGCAGUGGACGCGCGAGACGCUGACCGCCGCCAUCCGCGCGCACAUCACAAACGUGGUCACGCACUACCGCGGCCAGUGCUACAGCUGGGACGUCGUCAACGAGGCCAUCAACGACAACGGCACGUUCCGCGAGUCCGUCUUCUUCCGCACGCUGGGCACCGACUACAUUCCCAUCUCGUUCGACGCGGCGGCCAGGGCGGACCCGCAGGCCAAGCUGUACUACAACGACUUCAGCCUCGAGUUCAACAGCAACAAGACCGACACGGCCGUCCGGAUCGUCAAGCUGGUCCAGGACGCCAAGCUGCGCAUCGACGGCGUCGGGUUCCAGGCGCACAUGGUCGUCGGGCAGACGCCGCCCAGGGCGACGCUCGUGCAGGCGCUGAGCCGCUUCACGGCGCUGGGGCUCGAGGUCGCGCUGACGGAGCUCGACGUGCGGCAGCCCGAGCUGCCCGCGUCGAGCCGCGCCCUGGAGCAGCAGUCGGCCGACUACGCCAGCAUGGUGGCGGCGUGCCUCAACGUGGCCAAGUGUGUCGGGGUCGUGGUCUGGCAGUUCACCGACAAGUACAGCUGGGUGCCGAGCACGUUCCCCGGCACUGGCGAGGCGUGCCUGUUCGACCAGAACUUUGUCAAGAGGCCCGCCUACACAGCAGUAGCAAAGGUGCUGUCUGACGCAGCCAGCGUGGGCAGGGCCAGGGUGGUUGCUCCCAAUGGGCCGGGACUGCCUGCUGGGGGUGGUGCUGGGGGUGGUGCUCUGGGUGGUGGUGUGGCUGCUGGGGGAGGCAACAGCAAGGCGCCAUUUGGCACUGGGAACAGCACCGAGAUCGGGAACGGGAUCGCUGGGGGGAGGGCCAGACCUUCCCAAGGGGCCACAGGCACGGGAGCACAACCUGGAGCACCGAGGCCAACCAGCUCAGGACGUCCUGUCACAUCGGGAGGGUCUACAUCUGGAGGAACCAUGGUUACGAGGCUAAUUGUGCUCUCGUUCGCCCUCUCAUGCAUAGUAGUAGUAUGA
Molecule: messenger RNA, 1377 nt
Organism: Thyridium curvatum
Lineage: Eukaryota; Fungi; Ascomycota; Sordariomycetes; Thyridiales; Thyridiaceae
Exons: 2
Coding region: 1-1377 (458 amino acids)
Biological process (GO): carbohydrate metabolic process
Molecular function (GO): hydrolase activity, hydrolyzing O-glycosyl compounds
Source: RefSeq, a predicted model, not a curated record